AGUGAAUGAAAUUUCGUGGAUCGAGGACCUUACGUCCGACACCGAUUCUAGUGCUUGUUUCAAUCUGAUUGAUGAGCAAAAAAUAUAGUCCGAGGACCCUGUAACAUCCUGUUCCCUUUAACAUUCAAUAGUUCGUCUAUGUAGGUCUUUGCAUCACCAAGUGAUCAACAAUUUCAAAAAAUGGCACCAUACUCCAAGAACAUCAACCCUAUAAUGCGGCUAAGGAAGAUGAAGCUAGUGCUCCUUCUGCUUCCCUCCAGUUGCAGCCUUGGUCUCAAAGUAAACCGACGAGCCGGAACCCCGAACUGCGAGCGCACUAAGAAAAGUUGGGACUGCUACAAUCCCUCUGAGGAUUACCGCUACCACGUUGAAGGCGUGUAUGCGGCAGUAGUCUCGGCGAAAGCCUGUGAAGACAUCUGCGCGGAUUCGGAAGGACAUGCUUUAUGAUGUUCGAUUAGUUGUGAGAAUGAGAAUGAGUCGUUGGACGAAAUGGUUCUUGCACAACUUCUACAUAAUAAUGUCUCUUAGGUAGUUCUGGUGUUGGCGUAGCACAUUUUCUUGUGUUUGACUUCUCUGUUUGUCCUUCUAACAUUUGAAAACGAUAACCGACCAUGCAGGAGCUUUCAAUUGGAGUCUGCAGCAAGCAAAACCACACAAUCUUGCAAGCUGUUGAUUGUUAAGGGCUUGUUUCAUAUCGUUGCUGGUUUGUUUUCACAAACGUUCGGAUAACGUAAAAAGAGGUUCCAUGACAUGACAUUUUCUAAUUUCUUUGACCGAUCCUAGUCCUACAUCUCGUUCUUCUAAAUAAGUUGUAGUCUAGGCAAUCUACUAAGUAUCCUGCUAAAGAAACUUCACACUCGAAUCUCUCUCAGCCAGUCUUUGUUGACAAUCGCAGUCUCAAUAUUCCUUCUAACACCUAGCCCAUCAAGACCAUCGAGGCUGUGGGAGGUUGCAGAAAGAACCCUGCUGAUGCGGGCACUGCAGUGAUCUACGACCUAGCGGUGGAUGGAGUGUGCCCUGCGGGGGCGCCGUGAGCCGUAGAUCAACAAAUGGAACUCUUGUAGUAGUCGGGGUUAAGUAGUUGGAAUGAAACAUGAUGAGAAUGAUUGCAAGUUCCACGUUUUUAUAUGACAAUUACAACUAGUUUAGAUCAAAUAUUAGAAGUUGUGACAACGCAAGAAGUGUCAUAGUCGUUGAAGAUGAUUUGUUUCACAAAAUAAGAAUGCACUGCGACAAUGUUGUACAGAAAUACAUGGAAAUAUGAAACGUUUUUUGGACGACAUGACCCUAAUAUUCUCCACGUGCGGAUGAGAUAUGGUGAAAAGCAAUACCGCUCCACCGGU
Messenger RNA from Amoebophrya sp. A25, 1343 nucleotides. The record is from the annotation of a GenBank genome assembly. NCBI's taxonomy places the organism in Eukaryota, Dinophyceae, Syndiniales, Amoebophryaceae.